UUGUGCAUAUCUAUAAAUAUGCAGCAUCCUUGACGUCCCUUCCUCUCUUUAAAGUCUGAUAUUUCAUUGAUCUGUAACUUGGUUAUGUCUUGCUCGAAUGGCGGCACGGAAGGUGGUGGUGAAAAUCAUGACCAUGAAUGACGAAAAGACAAAGAAGAAAGCUAUAGAAGCUGUUUCCGACAUAUAUGGCGUUGAUUCGAUAGCGGCGGAUGUGAAGGAGCAGAAGCUGACGGUCAUAGGAGAGAUGGACACGGUUUCCAUUGCCAAAAAACUCAAGAAAAUAGGGAAAGUGGAAAUUGUCACCGUGGGACCUGCUAAAGAAGAAAAGGAGGACGACAAAAAAGAUGAAAAGAAGGAUGACAAGAAAUGAUAAUUUGAAUUUCAAGUUCCUGUCUUCUUUACUGUAAACAAAUUGAAGUUCGUGUUGUUUUCAUAUCCUUUAGAUUAGCUACAUGAUUAAACAUGGUAAUAAUACGGUAUUCACUGUCGUGCA
This is a messenger RNA of Hibiscus syriacus, 493 nucleotides long. RefSeq names its product heavy metal-associated isoprenylated plant protein 39-like. Bases 98 to 370 code for a protein of 90 amino acids. The record is from RefSeq and is a predicted model, not a curated record. The transcript has 3 exons. Gene Ontology annotation, molecular function: metal ion binding. Lineage: Eukaryota; Viridiplantae; Streptophyta; Magnoliopsida; Malvales; Malvaceae.